AUGUCGGCGCUGCCAGAUAAGAUUGGCUCCCUCCUCUUCUGCCCAAACUGUGGCUCGUUACUCGAUGUCCCCGGUGAUGAAGACAUGAUUAAGUGUGCUCCAUGUGGUGCUGUUCAGAAUGCCAAGGUCUACGACAAUCUUUCGAUCGUUACGCGCUCUCACCCAUCCGCCUUUCCUUCAGCGCUACGACAAAAGCGUCAGUUGGUCAAUACAGCAGCUGCCCUAGGUGAUGACAAGAAGCCGCAAGAGGCUACUAUCAAGGAAAAGUGUCCGGGAUGCGGCAACGACGAGAUGAACUUCCAUACUCUUCAGCUCCGUUCUGCUGAUGAAGGUACAACCGUUUUUUACGAUUGCCCCAAAUGUGGCUACAAGUUCAGCCAAAACAACUGA
This is a messenger RNA of Mycosarcoma maydis (corn smut), 390 nucleotides long. RefSeq names its product putative DNA-directed RNA polymerase I subunit protein. Gene Ontology annotation, cellular component: RNA polymerase I complex. Gene Ontology annotation, biological process: DNA-templated transcription; termination of RNA polymerase I transcription. The record is from RefSeq and is a predicted model, not a curated record. The coding region runs from base 1 to 390 and encodes 129 amino acids. The transcript has 3 exons. NCBI's taxonomy places the organism in Eukaryota, Fungi, Basidiomycota, Ustilaginomycetes, Ustilaginales. Gene Ontology annotation, molecular function: zinc ion binding; DNA-directed RNA polymerase activity; nucleic acid binding.